Corylus avellana is the source of this 1396-nucleotide messenger RNA. RefSeq names its product peroxidase 4. The record is from RefSeq and is a predicted model, not a curated record. NCBI's taxonomy places the organism in Eukaryota, Viridiplantae, Streptophyta, Magnoliopsida, Fagales, Betulaceae. Gene Ontology annotation, biological process: hydrogen peroxide catabolic process; response to oxidative stress. Gene Ontology annotation, molecular function: heme binding; peroxidase activity.
UUGUCUUAAAUAAAAGGUCCUCACCUGCCUCUCUGAAAACAUUGACCAUUUCUGAUUUGAUUUUCCCCCUCUAUAUAACCACAUCUCCACCACCAUCUCUUCUCAGCACACGCCACAACCAGUACACGUACCAUCUUCUUCGUUUUGUUUAAAAACAAAGGAAAUGGCUUCUUCUUAUUCUUCUUCUUCCUUCUCCGCAGCAGCCAUAAUCGCAUUGGCUGUUGUUCUUGUGGCUUUUACGGGGAGCUCCUCUGCUCAACUCUCCACAGGUUUUUACUCUAAAACUUGCCCGAAGGUGUUUUCCACUGUGGAAUCGGCUGUUCGCUCUGCGAUUGCACAAGAAGCCCGGUUGGGUGCUUCUCUCCUUCGCCUGCACUUCCACGACUGUUUUGUCAAUGGCUGUGACGGGUCGAUUCUCCUCGAUGACACGUCCUCUUUCACAGGGGAGAAGACAGCAGGUCCCAACAACAGAUCCGUAAGGGGUUUCAGGGUUGUCGAUGAUAUCAAGUCAAAGGUGGAGAAAGUUUGCCCAGGAGUUGUGUCGUGUGCUGAUAUCUUAGCCAUUACUGCUCGUGACUCUGUUGUAAUUCUUGGAGGGCCUAGCUGGGAUGUUAAAGUUGGAAGAAGAGACUCCAAAACAGCAAGCUUUUCUGAUGCUAAUAGUGGCGUCAUCCCUCCUCCCACUUCUACCCUUGCAAACCUCAUCAAUAGAUUCAGCUCUAAAGGUCUCUCUGCCAAGGACAUGGUUGCCUUAUCUGGAGCCCACACAAUUGGGAAAGCAAGGUGUUUAGUUUUCAGAGACCGCAUAUAUAACGAGACUAACAUCGACAGCUCAUUUGCGAAGAAGAGGCAGGAUCAAUGCCCAAGGAACACCGGCGGCCGGAAGAAUCUUGCGCCUCUAGACGUCGAAACCCCGACAACUUUUGACAACAAAUACUACGACAACCUCAUCGAGGAAAAGGGUCUCCUCCACUCCGAUCAAAUAUUGUACAACGGUGGAUCCACCGAUUCACUGGUUAAAACCUACAGCAAAGAUGCCAAGACCUUCAACGACGACUUUGUCACGGCAAUGAUCAAGAUGGGUGACAUAGACCCCCUCACUGGAUCCAACGGCGAGAUUAGGUUGAACUGUAGGAAGGCCAACUAGCUAAUUAUUCACAAAUUUAAUUAAAAUGAAUUUCUGGGGAUUAUUUCUUUUUCGAUUGAAGAAAAAAAAAAUCCCCAAGUUGUUUAUUUGUUUACUUUAAUCUUGUUCUGUGAAAAAAAAAAAAAAAAAUUACGUGUUUGUUUGUAAUACGGUACCUGGAGUACUGCAAAGUUGAAAGGAGUGGCGUGUGAGUACGUUGUUUGUAGAAAGCUUAUUGUAAUUGUAAUAAUAAAGAGUCUCCUUUAAGUA